UGUCAUUCGUGGGCGAACUUGAGGUACGAGUCAGGGAUGGUCGUAUUACCAGGGAUGGUAGCCUACUAUACAGACAGGCAACACCAGAAAUAAAGUCUGUGCUCAAAAUAAGGGUUGUUGAGCAGCAAAGAAAGCAUCACGGCAUAACAGCAUCACUGUUACCCCAGACAACCAGUGCACCACCUUCUGACAGAGCAUGCUGGGAGUCAGCAGUUGCCAUGGAGCUAAAGGAUAAGAAGCAGGAGGAACCGUUGACGCCCCUUGGGCUGUCUACAACUCAGGCUCUCCGGACGUUACACAACCAGCUCUUCAACCUUCUAGAGCAACACCAGAGGUCUGGCAGAAGGAGACCCACUCUACAGGAUUUAUGGAAACAGAGCUUCCUUCACCAAAGCAAUCGCCACUCCUGCUUUCAUUGGCCAGGGGCUGCGCUCACUCUGGUGGUGGUCUUUGGGCUGGUCUGCUGCUAUGGCAGCCAGCCAAAUGGCAGUGGUGGGAUCGAGCUAGUGAAUGCUGGGGCCCUUUUCCUUUUGCUCGUGCUCAACCUGCUCCUCAUCAGCCGGCAACAGCGCCUGAAGGAGAGUGAAAUGGUGCGGAGGCUCAAGGCCAUCAUCACACAGCUCAGUGAUCACCUGGAAGCCUGUGGAGGGCAGCCAUUCCGAUGGGCCCCUGCGCUUUACCCUGACCUUUACACUCCAUCCUCCCCAUCCUGGUCUUUACACUGGACUUAUCGAGAUGAACAGCUGGUCAAUCUACCCGUCAGUUUACUGGUUGAGGGUGAUGUUAUUGCUCUCAGGCCUGGUCAGGAGACAUUUGCUUCUCUCAGAGGAAUUAAGGACGAUGAGCACAUUGUCUUGGAGCCAGGAGAUCUCUUCCCUCCUUUCUCUCCGCCACCAUCACCCCGUGGGAUUGAGAAGAGGGGACCCCACAGCCCUCAGCAGCACCGGCUGUUCAGGGUGGUACGCACACCUGUGCUCAAUCAUAUCAGGAACAGUUUAGACAUGGCUCUGUCUCGACCAAUCACAGCCAUGGACAAUGAGCGUUUCACUGUUCAGACCAUCAUGGCCAAAUAUGCAUCUCCGGCUGUGUUGGUGGUCUUCUUCACUGUUAACACAGUGCGUUAUUUCUGUGACCCUCCCAGUCUUACUCCAGCUCUAUUCAACUUCUUCCAGUUACAGAUGAUGGGAGUUCUUCCUAUUCUUCCUCUACUGUUCCCCGUCAUGUGGGUGCUGGUCAAUGCAUAUGGGGAAGCUCGAGUGUUAGCAGAGUCCAGCCGCAACUCUCCCACUGGACUGCUUGCUAAGUUCUCUGAGGACACACUAAGCAGCUACACGGAGGUCGUGUCCUCUCAGGAGAUGCUACGUUCUGUGUGGAGGCACCUGGUGGGGGUGCUAAAGGGAGAAUCCCGUACACUUUGCUAUACCUCCAGUCUUUUGCACGCUUUGGGAUCAGUCACAGUUUUGUGCUGUGUGGACAAGCAGGGAAUCCUCUCAUGGCCCAACCCCAGCCCAGAGACUGUGUUGUUCUUCAGUGGCCGCGUGGAGAUGCCUCAUGACAGUCAGGACGACCUCAGAGAUGACCUGUCAAUCAAUUCCUACUGCCGAAUGGAGGGAGAGGAAGACCGGGAUGAGCAGGUCCAGGAAGGAGAAGCUCUGCUGAGCCUCCCCAUGGGCGACUGUUCAGCACUACUCAUGUCAGGAGAGCAGGAGCCCAGUGAGACCUCCCAUGACACGGCUCGCUCGUCCGACACACAAAAGGGCCGCCGUGCCCCUCAGACCUCGCGCACAAAGCACCCGUCCGGCUCCAACGUCAGCUUCAGCCACGACACAGAAGGCGGCGAAGAGGAACCGUCUCAGCAACAGCCCUGUGCAGGGGAUGCCACUGGGUGCUGCGAAGCAGAAGCAGAGGACUUUGUGUGUGACUACCACCUGGAGAUGCUCAGUCUGUCUCAGGAUCAGCAGAACCCGGUCAGCAUUCAGUUUGACGACUCCGGUUGGCAGGGCCACCUGCCCUCGCUCAAGCCCCUGGGCCUGAACAUCCUGCUGAACCUGUGCAACGCCAGCGUGACCCAGCAGCUGUGCCGCUUCUCCGACCACCUGUCCAACCUGGCGCUGCAGGAGAGCCACGGCGCCGUGCUGCCCCUGCAUGUGCCCUGGGGCCUGUGUGAACUCUCACGGCUCAUAGGUUUCACUCCUGGGGCAAGAGAGCUCUUCAAGCAGGAGAAUCACCUGGCAUUGUAUCAGUUGCCCUCGGGAGAGAAGAGUCAGGAGUCCGCCCCACGCCGCUCACACCACUUCAAUAAGCGCCAGCCUCCCAUCAAUCACCUCAUCAGCCUUCUCGUGCGGGACGGUACCACCAGUAAUGUCCAGAUGCUUUCACAUGGCUCAGCAGAUCUUAUAUUGGAGGCUUGCACAGACUUCUGGGAUGGUUCUGACAUCUAUCCUCUCUCUGGCUCUGACAGGAAGAAGGUGCUGGAUUUUUAUCAGCGUGCCUGCCUAUCGGGUUACUGCUCUGCAUUUGCCUAUAAGCCCAUGCAGGUCACCCUCUCGUCUCAGUUGAAUGGGAAGUGUGUAGAACUGGCUCCAGGCCCAACUCUGUUCUCUGGGUUGGACUUACCUGGAACCACUCCUAUCAAAUAUGGAGGCAGUCGUCGCAAUAGCUGGAGUUCGGAUGAGGGCAUUUGUGAAGGCUUGGAGCGUGAGGACUGUGUGCAGGCCUUGAGUGGUCAGAUCUUCAUGGGCAUGGUGUCGUCACAGUUCCAGGCACGAUUGGACACUGUGCGGCUUAUUGACGCACUGGUGACUGCCUGCAUCCGUUUUGUCUACUUCUCUAUGGAAGAUGAACUGCGCAGCAAGGUGUUUGCUGAGAAGAUGGGGCUGGAGACCGGAUGGAACUGCCACAUUUCUCUAACGCCCAAUGGGGAUGGCCAGUGUGACGGGGCCCCCUCCAGCCCCAGUCAGGCUGGCUCGCUGCACGAUGACCACCUGCAAGACUCCCGUGAUGAGGCUGAAGGACCACUAUUACCAGAAGAGGAGGGCCACUCUGACCUCGCCAGCUUCCAGCCCACUGAUAGCGAUGUGCCCAGUUUUCUGGAGGACUGCAACCGAGCCAAACUGCCUCGUGGGAUUCACCAAGUGCGUCCUCACCUGAAGAACAUCGACAAUGUGCCUCUGCUUGUUCCACUCUUCACAGACUGCACCCCUGAAACAAUGUGUGAGAUGAUGAAGAUCAUGCAGGAGAACAGGGAGGUCACAUGCUGCCUUGGGAGUUCGGCCAAUUUCCGCAACAGUUGCUUGUUCCUUCAGAGUGAUCUGAGCAUCGCUCUGGACCCGCUGUACCCGUCGCGCUGCUCAUGGGAGACGUUUGGUUAUGCCACCGGCUGCAGUGUCAGUGACAACAGUGACGAGAUCACUCCCCUCAGUCUCUCAGGCCAGCUCAACUCCCUGGGCUGCUCGGUCACCUUCCACCAGGGAGAGAGUGUCAGCAUGGUGAAGCUCAUUGAACAGGCAAGGCACACUACUUAUGGGAUAAGAAAAUGUUUCCUGUUCUUGUUGCAGUGCCAGCUGACCUUGGUCAUCAUUCAGUUCCUGGCCUGUUUGACUCAGCUGCCUCCUCCCAUGAACAUCACUGAUAUCCUCUGGCUGUCUUGCUUCUGCUAUCCACUGCUCAGUGUAUCCUUCCUUGGUAAACCACCAGACAGUUCAGUGAUGACUGUCGCCACUGGUAAGAACUUGGAUGCUAUUCCAAGAAAGACGCAGCAGUACUUCCUGGGGUGCUUCUUCUUAAAAUUUGGUCUGACCAUGAUAACGUACCUUCUGGGUUUGGGCUUCUCCUUGCAAGAGGUGUGUUCCAUAGCUGCUAACUUCACCAAAGCCGAUGUCAACGUCAGCUGCUUGCACAUAUUUACUGCCAGCUCCAGUCCUGAUGCUCCGGGGUGGUUUAAUGAGUUAUCAAAUGGUCUGCUGCUGGUACAGAAGGUCAUGGCUGGAUUCUUGGCCUUGCACACAGUUGUCAUCUCUUUGAGCUAUGUGCAUCGCUCUCAGCCUCUGUGGAAGAAAAACCCCUUCAGUAACACAUGGUGGUGCCUCACUGUGCCUGUGGUGCUGCUGGGCCAGGUGUUACAAGCCACAGUGGACUUUCAGCUGUGGCAGGACCGGAAUGCCAACCUGAGUUUCUCACUUGGUCACAUCCCCCUAAUGGUUUGGCUAGUGGGCUUCCUGUCCACCAUACUGGUGGCCCUGGUGAAUGAAGUUGUCAAACUACAUGAAAUCAGGGUCCGGGUACGCUACCAGAAGAGGCAAAAGCUACAGUUUGAGACAAAAUUGGGCAUGAAUUCCCCUUUUUGAGGUCCUAUUAAUGAUCAGGAUUGGGAACUGAACUCUGAAGUAGUCCCUGAAAAGGCAGAUAUUCUCCUGGCCCUCAAGUUAUGAAGUCUGCAUUUGUCACCACUCAAGAGGACAGGUGUCUGACGCUAGAACCAGCCUGGUCAGAUCCACAUUGAUGUCUCCUUUCAAGAACAACACUAGAACUUCCUCCUGAUUUGGUUUGCUUGCUUUCCUUUCUGAAACACAGAGGUAGAAUAUGUUCUCCUCAGAUACGAAGUUCGGGAAGUGAAAUAUGUCUUAUUUAGAGUGGCACAAGAAGUAUGGAGAAACUGUUUUGUAUGUUUUUGACUGAUUGCUGUUUAAGGCUAGGUAUCAUGCACCUCAUCAUGCCCCCUAAAACACGCACACACACACACACACACACACACACACACACACACACACACACACAGGCACCAAGUUGAUCUGUGGCAGUUCCCCACCAGAUGCACAAUUAGGAAAAUAACGUGAUGACUCCUAUGGUUUCUUGCUCCUGAUUCAAGUCCAUUAUCAUUGUAGGCUCUCAGUGGUGAGAUUAUAGCAGAGGUGAAUGUAAAAACAUCCACCUUGGACUUGGAUCAAAUGCCUCACUUUCACAUGGUGAACAAAUAAGUCAUAUCAGUUCAUUAUUGGGGAGUAAGCACUUUGAAUUGUACUGUUUUAUAUUUUGUCAUAAGUUAAGCAUAUGUCUGUCAUUUACUUUCACAUCGGCAGACACGGUUAUCCAAUAUAUUGUGAUUGGAAAACUGCAAACAGUACAUAUGACUGUAUACAAACUACCUGAAACUCAUGACCUUGCUGUUGACUUUUGGUGUGCUGUCCAUGCUUGGCUACAGCAAUAUGGGCGAGUGUGUGUGUGCAACAGCCUCAUGCAUCUGCAUACAUUCCUCAUUGCCAUGUAUUCACAAAGCUUUAUUUUCUCUGUUGAAGGAGGCUUAUCUAACCAUAACCUAACCUAAAAUCAAAGUUGAUGUUGCCAGUCUACCUCUAGUUUUUUUCAGUGGUCAUGAUUUUUUUUUUUUCCCCUUUCCUUUUCUUUUUUAAUUUAGAACACAGGAAAUCUGACAGCAUUUAGUGUUACUGGUGCAUCUUUGCCACAAGGUUUUCCUUUUUAAUAGUCCUCUUUAGUUAUCCACUUGCAUAACCAGAGCCUUACAUGUAGCUAAUAAAGCACAGGUACUACAUUUUGGCCACAGUAGGUUACAUGAUGAACGUGGACUUGGUCAUGGAGUGGAGUAUAUUUCUCUUGAUGAAUGCUGAUUGUGGUGUAGUACAGUAUAUAGAUGUACUAGUCUAUCCCUAGGGGGAGGUGCUGGGUCCUUCUCUACCCCUCCUUGCCUUUCCAGUAUGGCCAAACCAAAACGUGACAACUGAAUAAUGUUUGCCUCCCCUUUUACACACUCCAUGACACUUUUCCCACUUUCAGUGCCAUCGUCUGCCAAUUAGUUUCCAAUUAGGUGACCACUACCACCCACUCACACAGACACAAACAUACAGAAGCCUUUGUCAUUUUAUCAUGCCCCAACAGGCCUUUUAAACAUUUCUAUGAUGUAGGAUUUAAGCGUGCAAACAUGUUUGAGUUGUCCAAAUUACAGCUAUUUUAAAACUAAUCCAAUGAGAUCUCCACUUAUACAGCUGUCUUUGCGUGAGAGUAUAGGGCUGUUUAAUGACCCUAAGGCUUCAUCACCAGCCCCUACUUGGCCAAGCCUGACUAACUGCUUUAGCAGAACGUAUAAUGCUGUAGUCUCAAAAGGUGAUUUAGGAAUACUUCACAGACAACAGACUGUCAAGCAACUGAAUUGUGGGAAAUAUCUUUUUUUAUUCUGUUUUCUUUUGAAUUUUGAACAUAGUAGAUCCAUUGAAACAAUUAUGAAAUUAGGAUCUCUAUUUUUAUGUCGGGUAUAUUUUCUAUCAUUGCUUCAAAUGUUAUGCAUGAAGAGUUAAGGGAUGCUGUCUUUAUGAGGAUAUUUUAUUAACUUUAAUUGGUUCUGUGCAGCCAGAACUAUGGAUGCUCUAUCAAGCAUGUGUUGCUGGUGCUCUUCCCCCAUUACUGACAAUCUCGUGUAACUGCUCCCACAACUGACUGGGAUAAGGGCAAAAAUGUGCACUGGCCACUGAAUGCAUUGAUUGACAUGACAUACUGUACAGUAGUACUUGACUACUUCACGAAUGUUCACGGGUUUUAUGAAUGUUAAUGAUUGGUGUAUAUUUUGUAUAUUUUUUACUUAUGUAAUAUUAUUUUCCCAAAUAAUUUGUGAAUCAAUUAUCGUAUGUCAUGAUAAUAAAUGCUUUUUUAUGUUA
Molecule: messenger RNA, 6665 nt
Organism: Sardina pilchardus (European sardine)
Lineage: Eukaryota; Metazoa; Chordata; Actinopteri; Clupeiformes; Clupeidae
Gene: tmem94
Product: transmembrane protein 94
Exons: 32
Coding region: 219-4346 (1375 amino acids)
Source: RefSeq, a predicted model, not a curated record